Molecule: messenger RNA, 3483 nt
Organism: Mycena indigotica
Lineage: Eukaryota; Fungi; Basidiomycota; Agaricomycetes; Agaricales; Mycenaceae
Exons: 10
Coding region: 28-3483 (1151 amino acids)
Cellular component (GO): Sin3-type complex
Source: RefSeq, a predicted model, not a curated record
GCGGGAUCUCAUCGACGACCAUUUAGAAUGAACCAGACCCUUCUCCUUCCCACCGUACGCAAAACCCAAACUAUUCGUGCUGCACCGCAUCACACACACCAUCGAACCCACUCAAAGCUCAGCAGACCAAGCACUUCCUCCGUCGACCUUGCCCCAGCUCAACCACGUCCCACGAGCCCUACAGAGAUUGCUCAGCAGUGGAUUGGUCUCCCUCUUCACUUUGACAUCGUCACAGACCGCGUCCAGCUUGAAGGGUACCAGAUUUAUGCUGUAGAGAAGUGGAUAACAGAACGCGACCGGCCAGUCACAUGUCUUACAGUCUACACUGGUGACCCAGCGCACAAGAUCACCGUCACGGCCUUGAAACCAUCGCCUUCUCUUUCACCCACGGAAUCAGCUGCAGAAUGGGAAAAGGCCAUUUCACAUCUCCGACGUGAUGCUCGCCCACGAGAGACUGCUCACGGCCUUGUCUUCGCAACGUCACUCGCCCAUUUCCGUUCAGAUUUCACUAUUGUCCAAAUUCCUGAUGGCGAUUUUCUACAAGCGCGCGACCAACUGUACACCAAUAUCAACCUUUUGCGUAUGGGUUGCAGCGGACGGAGUGCUCUCACACUGGAGGAGCCUAGUGAAACAACCAAAGAUAGAUUUAUCGCCACCUAUCAUCUACCCGAUAGUAUUCUCUCUGGAACUGCCAAUCUAUCCCCCAAUCCAACUACCCCUACGGCGAGCCCAGCUGCCAGUCCUCAACCCUCGCCUGCCAAGCAUAGAACUCAUUCCUCCGUCUCUGUUCCGACUAACGAGAGUCCACAACGUCGUGCUGCGGCUGGUCUUCGCAUCGCACCCCCGACUCCUUCAUUGAAUGUGGGCUUUGGUGUAACUUCGCCAACGCCUGCAACAACCCCUGGAGGUCGGAUUGGAACCAAAAGCAAAUCUCGUGCAGAUCGCACCUUGUUUAGUGCGAGUGUUCUGGAACUGGUCCGCCUUUUGCAGGCUAGUCUUGCUAUCUUUGGCCUGUUCUCGGUGGAGUCUCACGGUUUGGACGGUUUAUUGUGCGACAAGACGGUGGAAGGACUGGACAUGUGGGUGACACAAGUUGGAGAACAGUCCUUGAACCUUGAGGCUACCGAACGUAUUGCAGAUCCCCAUGUUGUGUGUGCUCUGCUUAGUCUUGUGCUUUCAACUCGCAACAAACUUGUAACUUUACUUUCCACUUCGCCACCCAAAGAUCCCUUCCUCCGUCCACAGGCUUUUAUCUCGGCCCUUUCACUCUAUUCCUAUCUUGGUUUCAAUGGCCAGGGCAACUCCAGUCAUGGUUCUAGCACACCAGCUACACCGGCAUUCCCAUUCUUAUCGGGCCAUAAUUACUCGCACUCGUUGCCAACAACCCCUGGUUUAUCGUCCGCGUUUCCGAUGACUUCCAAGUCAUAUGGACUGGGUCUUGGUCCACCACCGAAUAUGACCCGAACGGUACUCACUCAAACUCUUGUGGAAGGCAUUGCCGCGGCGUACUCGGAAAAAGCACGUGCCGGCGAACGACGGAGAAGUCGGGGAGCUCGGGCACUUCUUGGUUUCGAUGGGGAAGUCGAUGAAACCCUCAGUGGUGGCGAAGGAGGAGAAGGGGUGCCGGAUACUGGUGGUGGCCAGAUCUUGACCGGCAUCGGCAGCCUGGUUGGGCUGAACAUCAACAACGGAGCAUCGGGAGCAGCAGGCAUCAUGGAAGCCAGUGUUGAUCUAGAGGCUUUUGUGCGGGUCGUGGUUGGACGCGCCAAAGAGCGAGGAAAGCGUCGUUCAGGGAAAGAGCGAGAGGGUCGCGGCGCGGAUAACGAGGAGAAAGAAAUCGUUAAUGGUGUUGCUGGAUGUGUACGAGGAUUGUGGAGUGGGCAUAUUUCCACUGUCGUUGCGCUUCGAGAGAGAGAGCUUGACGAAAGUUCAAUCCCACCUCGUGGCUCCAAUGACCGCAAACCACCUCUAAUCGGGAGCGAUAACGAAGAUAAUCUUCGUGGCGAGAAAGACGGUCGAUCAACCGAGGAGGAGGGACCAAGUGCUGACAAAUGGGGUGGGCGUGUGCAGAAAAAGUUUGAGUCAUGGACGAGACUUAAUCGCGGUGUCAAGAAAGGUCAUGCAAGUAUUGACUUGGGAGGAAGAGACUCGCUAGAUGGAUCUUAUGGGAUUAUACGUUCGCGCAAGCGUCCCCCACUCCCUAUGCGGGGGCUUGUGCUACCACCUGGACAACGCGAUAUCGAUGGCGGAGAGGAUUUAAGCAGCGGACAGGUCUCCCCAAUCACAGAUGACCCCCGCACUCCACGGCCACUAGAACCUUCACUAUCUGCAACCAGCUCGAACGCUAACCUGCUCAAUUCAGAAGAGUUUGAGAGGAAACUCAGCGCCUUCAACCAUAAAAGUCCAUGGGGUAACCGAAUUGUGCAAAAUAGAAUCUCUAGCUGGUCCGAUCCUGUGAGUGCUCGCGAGAUCAUCGAUAGUGAAGAAAGCGACGAUAGUGGCGGGACUGGAGAAGAAGGGAGCGGUUUGAGUGAUCGUAACGGAAAACGUCGUCACCCACCCCCAGUACGCGAGCGCGCUGCCAGCCGUCUGGCACAGUCAAGUGUUUUCGGAGAACCUGACGAUGUAAUUUACGAAGAACCCAUGGACGCAGCUGGCUAUCUCAGUGAUGCGCCUCCUGAAACGUCCCCAAAGCGCAAGCAGGCGACAGCCACCCUUACGAGACGAAGGAGUUGGCAUCAUGAUUCGGCGUCAUUUCGUGAUCUUAAGAUUCUCAGCAUUGACCGCAUGCGUAUUGAUGUAGCCCUCUGCGGGCAAGUCCUUGUUCUUCUACGCAGAGCUGAGCAUCUCCGUAACGUGCUCGCUUGCGUCCAUGUUUUAACCUCGUCUUUGUCGGAAACCAACACAAUACUCCGCGAAGACUACCAAACACACGUCAAAGCACUUGCUUCAGUGGAGCAGCAAGCCAGAAUCAUUGCGGAAAUCGAUGCUGAAGGAUCAAAAACGGACAAAAUAUCCCAGGCUCAGAACACGCUUUCGUACGAAACCCAGCAGUUGGUCGUGCAGAACCUCUGGCAUGUCGCUGGCCAGCCACGACAAACAACGUUCGCUCUUCGAGACAAGGUUUUCGGGAUGGGAGGACGGCGACUCCCGACUGGCAAGUAUGGUGCACAUGGUCAGUUCAACCGACUGCAGUGGACUUUGGACAGUCGAAAGUAUCUAGUCGACUACCUUGGUCGCACGGAAAGCGAAGCUGAAGAGGAAAGUCUUGUUGACCCUGAAGCUAUCCAGACGCCACCUCCAAUAGAGGACAAGGAAGUGGUCACGCAUCCUUCUAUACGGCCGAUGUGGCUGCUACGUUUCUUCACAAGUUGGGGCGCCAAAUGGGCCACCCAGCCGGAUGUUGCACAACCUGAACAGCCAAGUGGAAUCCAGCUCGCUUCGGAAACCACGUCCGCUCCCCAAAGUCGUACAUCGCUUUAA